UAGUCUAAGUCAGUCAGUGGCAGGCCGCAGUCUGCUGCCGGAUCGCAAGCUCUACGGUUCUAGUCGCUUUCUGAUUGCAAGCAACUGGCACGCGGCUCGUGUGUCACAUGUGUUUUGUGAAUUGAAUUUUUACGAUACGGUUCAAUCGUGUCGCGCAAGAUAUCCGCAAGUAGAAUAAGGACGCUGCGUCGGCGAUCCUGAUUGGGAACGAUGCUUCGCGAAUCGGUGUGGAUUCUGUUCCUGGUUUUGGCUGCUUCCUGCACCCGACAAGCUGCCGGAAAAUGUGACCGGAAACCAGACGAUGCGACAAAGCAACAGAGCCAUCCUGGGGAUAAAUUUCGGAUUAUUGUGUCCGAGUACAACAGAACCGAUCCCAUCAAUCACUUCGAAUCAAGGACUAAAUACGUGGUGAGUCUUCAGGGCGACAAAAGUUCACCAACACCGCCGAAGUUCACCAAAUUCACGCUGAUAGCCGAGGCCGAAGACGAGGACGCGUCAGCGGACGUCGGUUACUUGGACAUCGACGAUCCGAAUUUUAGUAAGAUUUCGGAAAUGUGUCCUAACGCGGUCGUCGAAGCAUCGGAGAUCCGUAAGGACGACGUCUCCGUCUUCUGGACCAGCCCCGUCGACCAGGGUGGAUGCAUAUCCAUCAAGGCGAUGGUCAUGGAGUCCCCGGACCUCUGGUACAUGGACGACGGGGACCUCACCGCGACGGUCUGCCCGUCGUCUUCUUCCUCAUAUAACGAAGAUCCUGGCCCGGUAUUGCAGACCUGCUGUGCCUGCGCCGAAGCGAAGUACGAAGUCACUUUCGAGGGACUCUGGUCCCGGAACACCCAUCCUAAGGACUUCCCGACCAACGCGUGGAAAACAAAAUUCUCCGACGUUAUUGGCGCCUCGCAUACAGUGGAUUACCGCUUUUGGGAGUACGCGAAAUACGCCAGCGAGGGUUUGCGUCAGGUCGCCGAACACGGGGUCACCCGCAUGCUCGAAUCCGAGUUGAAGGAGCAGAGCGAACACAUCCGAACCAUAAUCAAGGCCAGAGGAAUAAGCUACCCCAACGUCACCGGGAAAACCUUCGCGGUGUUUCGUGUGGACCAGAAACACCAUCUCAUGUCGUUGGUCACCAUGAUCGACCCUUCGCCGGACUGGAUAGUCGGAGUUUCUGGACUUGAGCUGUGCUUGGCUAACUGUUCCUGGAUCGAGCACCGGGAGUUGAAUCUCUACCCUUUCGACGCGGGCACGGAUAGCGGGAUAACGUAUCUCUCGCAAGACACCCCGACAGAUCCUCAAGAAAAAAUUACCCGCAUAACUUCGACCUUCCCGAACGACCCGGCUUCUCCAUUCUACGAUGAAACAGGGGCGGACAUGAAGCCGAUAGCGAAGCUCUACCUGAACCGACAACGUCUAUACGAAAAGACCUGCGACGCGCCAUCGCCCGAAGGCCCCAGAGAAGCCUGCCAGGUAAGCGACUGGGGCCAGUGGGGUCAAUGCUCUCGUAGCUGUGGAAACGGGAAGAAACUCCGUCAACGAUAUUACCUGGACCCCGACGCAGCUUUGGCGGCUAGCUGUAAGAAGAAAUUGUCCGACCGAUCAGACUGCAGGAUCGAGCGAUGUCCAGGAAGGACGCCCGGCGUUUGCGAGCUCGAGGAGUGGAGCAGCUGGUCUUCGUGCAGCACCACCUGCGGCCCAGGGGUCAAAACUCGAUCCCGUAAAUUCCGCGACCGGAAGACCAGGAAGUACUGUAUGCACAAUGCGGAACGCCACGAGCUGGAGCUGACCCUCGACUGCGAGAACGAGCCUUGUCCCGACGUGGAUCCCGACGCCGAAGAGGUAAGCGAAAGCGCCGAAAAUGCCGUCGACGGCUUCGCCCAGGAGGCACCGGUGCUGGAGGAAUGGACGCAGUGUCCAAAGGAUCGAUUCACCGAGUGGUCCAUGUGGUCGCCAUGCAGUUCCAGCUGCGGUCCUGGAGUGAAACUGCGUUCCAGGCUGCUCAAAAAAUCCUGGAGUGACAUGGAGGACUCGGAGGAACGUAAUCUGGAAGAAUGUAAGACCGAGCAGGCGGCUUGCGUGGCGGCAAUACCGACUUGCGAUUUCUCGGAGGAAAUGGCACGGAGCAUUUGCAGCGAACCACCGGUCAGUGGGAAUUGCAACGCGAACAUUAUGCGCGUAUAUUUCGAUAGCACGAGCAAUGAGUGUCGAAGGUUCGAUUACACGGGGUGCGGCGGUAACAGGAACAACUUCCCAACCGAGCAGGAUUGCAAUACCGUAUGCAAUAAAUAUCAAAUGGGUGAAAUCACCGACAAGCCUUAUCUCGGCGACCUGACACCCGUCAGCCAAAUCGCCGACGGAUAUCCACUCGACUGCAAGUUUACCGAAUGGAGCGAGUGGACGCCCUGCGGCUCCAAUUGCAAGGGCUACACCUACCGCAAUCGAACGAUUCUGCGAGAAGCAAGAAACGGGGGAAAAAGAUGUCCGGAAAAACUGCAACGGAAAAGACGAUGCAGGAAGGUACCGCCUUGUUUAGUACGAAGAGGCAUGCGUCGGAGAAGUUAUAACGAAUUCUUCGACGGGAUGAGCGGAAAUUCCAAUUCCAUCGAUUGCGAGCUAUCUCCGUGGUCGACGUGGUCAUCGUGUACGGCAACCUGCGGGUACUCGGUUCGUCACAGAACCAGAAAUGUGAUCGUAUCACCGGAGGGUCCGGACGCGAAGCUCUGCCCCCCGCUGGCACAAUUUGUGACAUGCUCUCCGAGCGCCUGCGAUGAAUCAAGGGAGCAGUAAAACGGGGAAAAAUGAAUAAAUUACAAUUAUAAUGAAAAUAAGUAAUUAUUAGAAUGGUUAAAAAUUGAAAUCGGUCGAUGGAGA
Molecule: messenger RNA, 2862 nt
Organism: Diprion similis
Lineage: Eukaryota; Metazoa; Arthropoda; Insecta; Hymenoptera; Diprionidae
Product: spondin-1-like
Exons: 16
Coding region: 211-2778 (855 amino acids)
Biological process (GO): cell adhesion
Cellular component (GO): extracellular matrix
Molecular function (GO): serine-type endopeptidase inhibitor activity
Source: RefSeq, a predicted model, not a curated record